This is a messenger RNA of Nannospalax galili (Upper Galilee mountains blind mole rat), 1256 nucleotides long. RefSeq names its product CLN6 transmembrane ER protein (gene Cln6). The transcript is spliced from 7 exons. Bases 185 to 1117 code for a protein of 310 amino acids. NCBI's taxonomy places the organism in Eukaryota, Metazoa, Chordata, Mammalia, Rodentia, Spalacidae. The record is from RefSeq and is a predicted model, not a curated record.
GCCACCCCUCCCCUCUCCUCCCCUCCUCUCCCUUCCUGGGAUCCCUGCGGCUCUCUCGCCUUGGGGCCCCGCGCUCUCCCGCCGUCCCGCCCCCGUCUUCCCCGUGCUGGGAGCAGAAGCGCGGUGCGGCCGGUGGAGCUCCUCUCUCCACGGGAAGGCCAGGCCCGGCGUACGGCGGGCAGCCAUGGAGGCGGCGGCGCGGAGGCGGCAGGUCCCGGGAGCUGCGGGAGGCUCGGGCGCGCUGCAGGGCGUGUUGCCGGCCAGACAUGGCUCCAUGAAGGCUGAGGAAACAGACCGCACGGCUCCCUUCCACCUCGACCUCUGGUUCUACUUUACACUGCAGAACUGGGUUCUGGACUUCGGCCGACCCAUUGCCAUGCUUGUGUUCCCUCUCCAGUGGUUUCCUCUCAACAAGCCUAGCGUCGGCGACUACUUCCACAUGGCCUACAACAUCAUCACGCCCUUCCUUCUGCUCAAGCUCAUCGAGCGGUCCCCCCGCACACUGCCACGCUCCGUGAUCUAUGUCAGCAUCAUCACUUUCAUCAUGGGAGCCAGCAUCCACCUGGUAGGGGAUUCUGUCAACCACCGCCUGCUCUUCAGUGGGUACCAGCAUCAUCUGUCCGUUCGUGAGAACCCCAUCAUCAAGAAUCUCAAACCGGAGACUCUGAUCGACUCCUUUGAGCUGCUUUACUACUAUGAUGAGUACCUGGGCCACUCCAUGUGGUACAUCCCCUUCUUCCUCAUCCUCUUCAUGUACUUCAGCGGAUGCUUUACAACCUCCAAAGCUGAGAGCCACAUGCCAGGGCCUGCCCUGCUCCUGGUGGGGCCCAGUGGCCUGUACUACUGGUACCUGGUCACCGAGGGUCAGAUCUUCAUUCUCUUCAUCUUCACCUUCUUCGCCAUGCUGGCCCUCGUCCUGCACCAGAAGCGCAGGCACCUCUUCCUGGACAGCAAUGGCCUCUUCCUCUUCUCUUCUUUUGCCCUCACCCUCUCCUUGGUGGCUCUGUGGGUCGCCUGGCUGUGGAAUGAUCCUGUGCUCAGGAAGAAGUAUCCUGGCGUCAUCUAUGUCCCUGAGCCCUGGGCCUUCUACACUCUCCACGUCAGUAGUCAGCACUGAAGCUCACUGAGGGCAAUGGACCUUGGAGGAUAUUUGCUUGUGGGUUCUCGAGUGUAUUGGUGCACAUACGUGCACAGUGUGAGGACGUGGGGUAUGCAUGGCAGAGAGCAUCUUUGAAAGACUCAACUAUUUCAGUCAA